Molecule: messenger RNA, 2004 nt
Organism: Trachymyrmex cornetzi
Lineage: Eukaryota; Metazoa; Arthropoda; Insecta; Hymenoptera; Formicidae
Product: monocarboxylate transporter 9
Exons: 10
Coding region: 94-2004 (636 amino acids)
Biological process (GO): monocarboxylic acid transport; transmembrane transport
Molecular function (GO): monocarboxylic acid transmembrane transporter activity
Source: RefSeq, a predicted model, not a curated record
GUCUACCUUCGAUUAUCGUGGAAGUGUAUCGAAAUUAUUGACGUGCUUUAAAUUUAUCUAUCGUUAUUCUGCUAGGGAAGCGAUUAUUGCAACAUGACGAUGGCAGAAGAGAACGGUACGAUCGAUACAUUUACUAACGCUGCCCAAAAAAAAAAUAGCAUAACUGGAAAGGUAGAAGAUCUGAUAAAUAAAGAAGAUGAAAUUACUCUAGAAGAUUUGGCACCAGACGGUGGCUGGGGAUGGAUGAUUGCACUAGCAAUGAUAUUAAUUAUGGUCACUACAAUAGGUCCAAUGUCAUCAUUUACUAUAAUCUUUGGUGAUUUCCUCGAAGAUUCCGGACAGGCGGGGAUGGCAUCGAGCCUUUCUAAUUCCGUUUUUAUGGUUACUUAUUCUAUUGCCAGCUUGCUCACCAAUACAUUGUUAAAGAGAUAUUCUACAAGGCCGGUCGGAAUCGUAGGUGCAAUCUUCUUUGCGUUACCUAAUAUCGUCAUAGCCUUCGUCAGAAACAUAUACGAGAUGGCUUUUGUCUGUUUUAUUCAAGGUUUUGGAUUGGGCCUAAUUUUUACAAUUACCAACACAGUUUUCAACUCGUACUUUGUAAAGAAGAGGGCAAAAGUAAUGUAUGCGUCGCAAGUCAUCAUUGGGUUGGGCGGAAUUAUUUUUCCUACAUUAUGUGAAAAAAUGCUGCCAAUCUACGGUUUUCGCGGUACUGCGGCAAUAAUAGGCGCUCUAAGCCUCAAUAGCGUCGUUGGAAUGAUAAUGAUGCAUCCCGUGGAAUGGCAUGCCAAGAAGCUGGAAGAUGUUCGUGCGGAAAAAGCGCGCGAGAAGGAACAAAAAAUUUCUCAGGAAUUGGCACUGUCGAAUCGUCGUUCAACUAUUGACGUGGUCCACUUAUCUUUUAAGACUAAAUGGAACAGUCUUUGUAGUCUCAAGGAAGGAAGAGGUUCAGAAAUGCCGUUGCUAAUUGAAACUGUUAAGGCUUCUGCGCAAAGAGUCGCGUCAGUCCCAGCAAUUGAGAGUCACGGAAGAGCAAAAUCAGGAUCUAUAUGGGAAAAUUUAUCGAGGCGUACAUUGGCUAUCUCGGCUCCUAGCUUAGUUAAUUUGGCGAAUCGCACGACUUGUAUAUUGAGCGAUAUACGACUAUUUCAUCUGGAAAAGAAGUACAGUGAAAGACAGAUAGAUACAGACAAUCGGGGGAAGGAAAAGAAACAAAAUAAGGAAAUCAUAGAAAAGAAAGAGAAACAAAAUAAAGAAGUUCAGGAGGAGGAAGAGAAACAAGAUAAGGAAAUCCAGGAGAAAGAAGAGGCGCAAGACAUUGAGAAAGAACAAAAGAUGACAGGGUAUAAAACCAUUUUGAGAGAACUUGUGGACAUGUCCUUGGUGAAGAACCUCUGUUUCAUAAAUUUAUGCUUUGGCGUCAGUUUUGUGUGCUUUUCCGACUUUGGUUUUUCUUUUCUUCUUCCUCUUAUGAUGACUGACGCGGGAUACCCAAAAACCUAUGCCGCAUUAAGUGUCACAGUUAGUGGAAUAGCUGAGCUGGCGUCGAAAAUUUUAUUGUCAGUUUUUACACUGAUAAUAAACAUAAAAUCGAAGUAUAUAUUCUUUGUCGCCACAAUCUUGAUGGGAUUCGCAAGAAUGGGUUUUCUGCUAUGUGAACAUACAUUUAAAGGCGCGUUAAUUACGAUAGCAUUAAUCGGCGCCGUGCGAUCGUGGCUGCUAGUUCCGCAGCCUUUAGUUAUCAUAGAAGACCUCAACAUAGAAAAAUUUGCCUCCGCUUACGGUAUCAACUCUGUUAUCAGCAGUUUAGUUACGAUAAUUUUUGGUGCCAUUGUAGGAAUUAUUAAGGAUUGGACUGGUAGCUACGAAAUGUAUCAAAUUUCGCUACUAGUAAUGAAUAGUGUAUUUAUUUUACCUUGGAUUUUGCAAUUCACUUUUGUAGACUUUAGAAAAUGGCGAAAGCAACGCGCGCAGAAAGCUAACACUACAGACCAUCAAUGGGAAUAA